AUGGAUGUACAGAUUUUGAACGGCCUUUCCUACAUAGAAACCCAGGGCCUACAGCAUGCGUCUCUGGACUCCUCCGGGAUCUUGAUGGACACCAAUGGCCACAUUAAGAUUGGCCGUCUGGAAAGAUGUACUGCAAGAACCAAGGAAAAGCCUCACCAUACAGAUAUGGUGGGUAGUAUUAUGAUGGAGCUGUUGCAAAAUUACACCAAGGACGAUGGCAUUGUUGGUAUUGACAAUGUGGAUCGUUGGCCCUCUGAUUCACCUCCUGUUACUUUCCUCUCCUCCACGACUUCUGCCAGCUCAUUGAAAUCUCUCAUGAAGGUAUGGCACUUCUUUUCCAGCGCAAGGAGUACUUCUGACAUUCUCUUGCCUUAA
Molecule: messenger RNA, 375 nt
Organism: Penicillium subrubescens
Lineage: Eukaryota; Fungi; Ascomycota; Eurotiomycetes; Eurotiales; Aspergillaceae
Exons: 2
Coding region: 1-375 (124 amino acids)
Source: RefSeq, a predicted model, not a curated record